UCCACAACCGCGGUCAACCGCACACAAGCACAAACAACCAGCCGGGGCGUCAUGGGUGACGAGGCGAUCUGUGUGCCUUAUCCUGGCGCAUACACGCUCGGGUUCAUGCUGUCCCUGAAGGACAAGCCGCAGUGCAAAGUCGCGCCAGAGAACAUCGCCUCCCUGCAACGCAUCUUCAAAUCCGCGUCGAGGCCAACACCUUCGUCAGCCAGCCAUUUCCGCCCCGCACCUGACUCUUGGAAGUCCAAGCACUCUGGUUUUCCCGCCCCAUCGUCCCGCCACGCCCCUUCAUCGUACUCUCGCUUUCGCGAUACCUUCCCCGAGCUCGAGGAAGAGGAGGAUAUUGAGUGGGACAAUGACGAUGACGCCCUGGACUGGGAUGCAGAUGACGAGCCGUUUGUCAUUGCUACCGGCGAUGUUCUCCAUGCAAAAGCCAAGCCGCCGCCACCACCUCCUGGCCUGGAAUCGCCCGAGCCGCUGGACGACGCUGCUGUCAUUGGCGCACCGCCAGGCCUGGAGGACGACCCUGCUAUCAUGAUGGCGCAACAAACGCCGCCGCAGCCACCCGUGCAGCAGCCGCCCACAGGCAAUGCCCUCCUCUCCAUGCUCAAGCAACAGGCCACCACAGCACCGCAAGCACCACAGGCAGCAGCACAACAGCAGCAACAGCAGCUGCCGCCACCACCAGCCCUGCACCCGCCCGUUCCAGCCCUGGAUAACGCCAUUGCCCCAGAACCGGAGCGCAUUCCCAACGUCAGGUGCACCCUUCCCUUUGUUCCCACAUCGGCUCUUCUCGCCAUGUCGCCUAGCGCGCACGAGCAAGUCCUCGCCUCGCACGCGUUCCCGGCACACGACUCUGUUGAUCGCUUCUUCGCUUCAUCCACAGACAACCGGUUCGUUGGUCUGACGCGCGACGAUGCAACGGCGCCCGGGGAAUUCUUUGACGCCAAAUUCCUCCGGGACUUGCAGGAGGAGGCGCUGUUGAGGGCACAGCGGGGCCAGCCCAUGCCGCAGGGCCCGCCAAGCCUCGACCCAGCCCACCAGCAGCAACAGCAACAACAGCAUCAGCAACAACAACACCACCAGCAGCAGCAGCACAAGCCGAUGAUGGGUCAUGUGUCUGCACCUCACCAGCACCCGCAACAGGGCGCGAACCACAACCACAACCGCAACCAGCACACACUGCAGCAGCACCAACAACAGCAGCAUUACCACCAUCAACAACAACAUCAUCAACAUCAUCAACAUCAACAACAACAACAGCAGCAGCAGCAGCAGCAACACCAGUCGCGCAUGCACGGUGGCGGUGUUCCUCCCCAUAUGAUGGGUGCCCCUCCACACUUCUACAUGCGUGGGCAGCAUCCCAUGCUGCAUCCGCACGCGCAACAACAACAACAGCAGCAGCAGCAGCAGCAACAACAACAGCAGCGCAUGCACAUGCACGGACAGUAGCAUGGCAGGCUUGCUUCCCCUGGCAACAGCAGCAGGGGCUGUGGCUGCUCUCACAUGCGCAUGCCUCUGUGACCCUUUGCGGGAGGCGGGGAGACAGUGUGCGUGCGUGUGUGUGUGUGUUUAUGUGUGAAUGUGAAUGCGUGUAUUGUGUGUGAAUGUGAAUGUGUGCAUUGUGAAUGUGAAUGUGCGUGUGUGAAUGUGAAUGUGCGUGUAUUUGUAUGAAUGAACGUGGUUCUUGUUUCGCGUGAGUGCGGGAGUGUAUGAAUGUACGUGAAUUUGUGUGCGUGUGUCUUUGCUUUGGCACCAGCAAGGGCACUUGGGAGACUGUGGAACUGAGAGUGCGCGCGUCUAUUUGCGUGCAUCCUGUGACUGUGAUGCUAAGCGCAAUGUUCUGUUCUGUUACACACAAACAAACACCAACUGCCGUCUGUCGAUGUGCCUGUUCUUUUCCUUUCAAUCCACACAAACACAAGAAGUAAACACAAAAGGUGCCAACCACACACACGC
Salpingoeca rosetta is the source of this 1959-nucleotide messenger RNA. Its product is annotated as Glrp1 protein. NCBI's taxonomy places the organism in Eukaryota, Choanoflagellata, Craspedida, Salpingoecidae. The transcript is spliced from 12 exons. The record is from RefSeq and is a predicted model, not a curated record. The coding region runs from base 52 to 1452 and encodes 466 amino acids.